Molecule: messenger RNA, 5209 nt
Organism: Sphaerodactylus townsendi
Lineage: Eukaryota; Metazoa; Chordata; Lepidosauria; Squamata; Sphaerodactylidae
Gene: IPO4
Product: importin 4
Biological process (GO): protein import into nucleus
Cellular component (GO): nucleus; cytoplasm
Molecular function (GO): small GTPase binding; nuclear import signal receptor activity
Source: RefSeq, a predicted model, not a curated record
GGAGUUGGUUCAGUUGCCAGCAAGUCCGCCUUCGGUUGCAGCUGGGAGGUGCUUUCGGCCGGUGGGGGCUCUGCCUCCGCCCCACUGUUUUUUUUGGGGGGUGGGGGGCCGGCCUGGGCCUCCUACCCUCCAUUCAGGCCUUGCUGCAACUUUCUCUCCCCCUUACCCUGCACCUUAAGGAUCACUUUUCCCCUUACAGGGGGCGAUCCCCCCCCCUUCUUUAUUCCCUCUGUUUUAAAGGCUUUUGACCCCCCCCCAAUUUAUUUUUGCACAAUGGCAACCGAGCAGUUAGAAAAAAUUCUUUCCGACUUAUUGCAGCCUGACAAUGCCAUCAUCCAACAGGCUACAAUUCAGCUGAAAGAGGCCCUCAAGCAGCCCACGGCACUCUCCCACCUCUGCCAGGUGAUGUCAAAGUCUCCGGACCCCCAGAUCCGGCAGUUUGCAGCCGUGCUGGUGAGAAGGCGCCUGACCAAACACUGGCGGAAGCUUCACGCAACCGAGCAGGACAUGCUGAAGAACUUAGUCCUGAGCACCCUGCAGCAGGAAACAGACCACAAGGUCUGUCUCGGCCUGGCCCAGUUGGCUGCUGUUAUCCUGAAGAACGAGACGCUGGAGAAAUGGCCGCAGCUGCUGCAGCUCAUCCAACAUGGAGCCCGGUCCCGGGACCCCACCCAGGCUCAGGUGGGAUUGCUGCUUCUGAAUUCUGCUCUGGAGCUGGACACCGAUGUCUUUGCACCGCACUACAAGGAGCUCUUGCGCCUUUUCCACCAGACUCUGAAGGAGCACAGCCAGCCGGCUACCCUCUACUACUCGCUCCGCAGCCUGAGCACCAUGGCAGCGGGGCUGGGUUCGGACGAAAUGAACCUGAUGUCUUCAAUGGUGCCCAAACUGAUAGCAGCCGUCCGGGAACUGAUCCGUGUCAAUGAGGCCCAAGCCAGCGAAGCGAUGGAGGUCUUCGACGAACUCAUGGAGACCGAAGUGUCCAUCAUUGUGCAGCAUCUCUCGGAGGUCGUUGGCUUCUGCCUUGAGGUGGCCUCUAAUCCAGCCUUGGGUGACAACCUCCGGGUGAAAGCCUUGUCCUGCAUCAGCUUCCUCAUCAAACUCAAGGGCAAGGCCAUCCUGAAGCACAAGCUGCUGUCGCCCAUCCUAAACGCCCUCUUCCCCAUCAUGAGUGCGGAGCCGCCCCCGGGCCAAAUGGACGCUGAGGAUGAGCUGACCGAAGAGGACAUUGAGGACCAAGCCGAAGUCCAGACGCCCAAGCACUUCGCGGCCCAGGUAGUGGAUAUGUUGGCGCUCCAUCUUCCCCCGGAGAAGCUCUUCCCGCAGCUGACGCCUCUGAUGGAGCCUGCGCUCUUGAGCCCCAACCCCUACCAUCGCAAAGCUGGCCUCAUGUGUUUGGCGGUGCUGGCGGAAGGCUGCGGGGAUCACAUCCGGAACAAGUACCUUCAGCCCAUGCUGCAAGUGGUUUGCCGGGCCCUGUCGGACGACAGCCAGGGUAGUGUAUAGCAGCAGCCCUCUUCUCUAGGGCAGUCUGAGAACCUGCAGCCGGACAUCGCUCGCUACUCUGACGAGAUCAUGCCGUUGCUCUUGCGCUACUUGGAGGGGGUGGAGCUGGCCCACACCAGCCACUUGGCCAAAGCCUACUACGCCCUGGAGAACUUUGUGGAGAACCUCGGUGACAAGAUUGCUCCCUACCUGCCAGCCCUGAUGGAGCGCAUGCUCACCACCUUGAGUUCCCCUGGCAGCCCCAGGACCAAGGAGCUGGUCGUCAGUGCCAUUGGAGCCACUGCCCAGGCUGCCCGGGGAACACUCCUACCUUACUUCCAAGCAAUUAUGGACCAUCUGACAGGCUACCUGCUGACCACCCGAGAAGACCUCCGAGCAGUCCAGAUUCAAUCUGUCGAGACGCUGGCCAUCUUGGCUGGCUCCAUGGACAAGGAAGUCUUUCUGCCGCUGGCUGAGAAGUGCUGCCAGCUCGGCCUGGACCUCUGUGACCAAGUGGACGACCCCGACUUGCGGAGAUGCACGUACAGCCUCUUCGCCUCGCUGUCCCUCGUGAUGGAGGAUUCCAUCGCACCGUAUCUGCCCCGGAUCACUUCCCUGAUGCUCUGUUCUCUCAAGUCUACCGAGGGCAUCGAGCCGCACUACGGCACCGGCAGCUCCUUCCUCUUGUUCGACGAUGAGGAAGAGGAAGCUGAGGUGGAGGGAGACGAGAGCCUGACCGAUGAAGAAGAGGACGACGAUUCGGAGCUGACGGGGAUGAGUGUGGGAAACGCCUUCAUGGAUGAGAAAGAAGACGCCUGCUCGUCCCUGGGAGAGAUCGCAGUCAACUCCAGCCUGGCCUUCUUGCCUUUCAUGGAGAAUUGCUUCCAAGAAGUCUUCAAACUGUUGGAGUGCUUCCAUGUCGGUGUGAGGAAAUCUGCCUUCACUGCUCUGGGGCAAUUCUGCAUCUCGUUGCAUAAGGUUUGCGAGCGGGAUCCGUCCGAGCCCAACGGUGCCGCCCUGCAGACGCUGCUCUCCCGGGUGCUGCCCGCCUACGUCAAGGGAAUCAGGGAGGACAAGGAACGCCAGGUGGUCAUGGACAUUUUGGAGACCCUGGUGAAGCUGGUGAAGGUGUGCCGGCAAGAGGCCUUCCGGGCGCCCGGGCACCUGGCGGAGCUGUGCCGGGUGAUCCGAGAGGUGCUGGAGAAGAAGACGGCCUGCCAAGAUGACGACGUGGAGGAAGAUGAGGAGGGGGAGGCGGAGGAAGAGGCGGAAUACGACGCGAUGCUGAUUGAGUUUGCUGGGGAAGCGAUUCCCGCCUUUGCCGAAGCGGUCGGCGGAGACGUCUUCGCCCCUUAUUUCGCCGGCUUCCUUCACUUACUCAUCAAGAAGAUGAAGCCCAGCUGUUCGGCCUCGGACAAGUCCUUUGCGGUGGGCACGAUAGCAGAAGCCAUCCAGGGCCUGGGCCGGGCGUCCAGCUCCUUCGUGCCACGCUUGGUGCCGUUGUUGAUGGGUGCAGCCCACGACGCGGACAAGGAGGUGCGCAGCAACGCCGUCUUUGGGCUGGGCGUGCUGGCGGAACACGGUGGAGAAUUCGUGUACGAUCAUUACCCGAAGCUUCUGGGCCUUCUGUCCGACCUCAUUGCUCAGGAACACGACAGCCGGGUGGCGGACAACGUCUGCGGGGCUGGGGCACGGAUGGUGAUGGCCAACCCUGGAGGGGUUCCCAUCGGGCAGAUUUUCCCCUUCUUGCUCCGCGCUCUUCCCCUGAAGGAGGAUCAGGAAGAAUACAAGACCGUUUUCCAUUGCUUCAGCUUCAUAUAUGAACACACAAUCCCUCUAGCAGGUGCUCCAACUGAUAGGAGACCUUUUGCAAGCCUGCAGCCGUGUCCUGGGGAUCGAGGACGUCCCGGCAGAUGCCCGCAACACCCUGGUAACGUUCCUCCGCGAUCUGUCCGGCCGCCACCCGGCCCAGUUCCAGUCAGCCGCCCUCUGCCUGCCUUCGGAAUCGCAGGCCCUGCUCAGAGCAGCUAUCAGCUCCUCUUGAGGAGGCCGAGGAGGCGGUGGCAAGAGCCCCCCGCUUCCUCAGGCUCCGUAUGGUUGAAGAGGAUUCCUCUCAGACGCCGGCCGUUUCGAUCGCGUACCCUUGUGCCAUAUGAACGUUGACGUUGGGGACUGACCGGUCCUCGCCACCGAUGCCACCACAGCUUCCCUCCUGUCUUGUGUUCUUGGUUUCCUGUUGCCAGUUGGCGUCUCCUGGCCCACUCCGCAGGGAGGUGUUUUUGGCACCCUUGGCGGCUGCAGUCUUCUCCACGUUCGCCGUCCUGUUUUUCGGUUGCAGGAGAGUUUUCACACACCCAGAGGUGCCUCGUAGCUGAAAUGUCUUAUUCUCUGCCGGUGGGAGUUGCGCGGGCAGCCGUUUUAAUGGAUUCUCCUGUAUAAUGGUUUGUUUAGUGCAGUGGUGGCGAACCUUUGGCACUCCAGAUGUUAUGGACUGCAAUUCCCAUCAGUCCCUGCCAGCAUGGCCAAUUGGCCAUGCUGGCAGGGGCUGAUGGGAAUUGCAGUCCAUAACAUCUGGAGUGCCAAAGGUUCGCCACCACGGGUUUAGUGGGACCAGGAGGGCCCUCUCUCGCACGCUCCCGUGGGUCCCGGCCUUUGUUUUCCAGUACAGACCAUCCCAACCAGUUUGCCUCGAUGGCCAAAGGAAAUUUGCGUUGCCAAACCAAACUUGCAGCUAGCCAAGAUGACCGGGCCAGCAUUCCACACUGGCCCGGAGGCUUGGCUUCAGCGGGUGAGUGUUGCGCGAUAGUCACUCCCCUAUUUAUACACCAAGUCACGUCUCCCAAUCAUUGCCGGACGGGGGCAGUGAUUGUUUCGCUUAUGCCAAAGCUAGCAACCUUGCAGUCUCAAUUUUGCCAUGCGCCGAGGUUGCUUCUCUGGGACUUAAUAGUGUUUCUGAGGGGGAGAUGUUUCUUGCUCCCAAAUACGGCGUGGGGUGGUUUCCUUUCGUUCGCUGACAGGAAGUGUGGUUGCGGGUGGAUGGGUUUGUUGUGUGAGACGUCUCAAGCUACUGUCUUCCUUCCGAAGUAGACCAAAAAAAAAAUGACUCACAACCUGACCCUCUUCCUCACCAACUGCCAGGCCAAAGAGUUCAGUCGACUGAAAGGUUACAAGCCUUGGUUCUUCUCCUCACCAGCCUUGGGUGUGUGUGUGUGUGUAUACACAGUUCAGCGUUGUUUCUGACACAAGCACCCUGUGCAUAUCAUCUGGCCACCAAGACGGCCGGUCGUUUUUUGGGUCCGGCUGUCCUGCCAGCCCCCUUUUGACCCGCGCUAAAACAAAAUGGCUGCUGCUGCCGCCGCAAUGGACUCGCCUUCUUCCUCACUAUCGGUGGGCCUGUUCCGAGCCCAAGUGUUUGGGCUUCUCCUCGUCUUCCUUGCCCUGUUGGGAAUCGUUCCCAGAGCUGCUGCCCUGCCCCCCGUGUACUCCCUUGCAGGAUUGUUGUGUUCUUUUUGCCAAAAGUAUUAGUGAUUCUUCACUAGUCACUGAUGUUUGUUCUUUGGCGAGUGUUGGGACUGUUCUUGGUGUUCUCCUGGCUUGGAGCAGUGAACAGUGAAAUAGUUUGUAUUUAACAUUUCGCCUUCUGUUUUGGUAUUAUUAUUUUUUUUGAGAGAAAGACAAAAAAUAUAUUGUAUACCUUGCAAAUAAAAAAAUUAUUUAGCCUGGA